Messenger RNA from Teleopsis dalmanni, 753 nucleotides. RefSeq lists its product as uncharacterized. Bases 1 to 753 code for a protein of 250 amino acids. NCBI's taxonomy places the organism in Eukaryota, Metazoa, Arthropoda, Insecta, Diptera, Diopsidae. The record is from RefSeq and is a predicted model, not a curated record. The transcript is spliced from 4 exons.
AUGGCGAAACACGCAAAUCCUGUUGUAGCUUCACAACUUUUGCAAAGUAAUCUGAACGAUGUCAACGCAUGGCUAGACAUUUGGCACAUUGAAGCUAACGAUAACAAAUCAGUUCAAACUACUUUUACACUCCGCCACGGUACCUGCCCUUCCGGUAGACUGAAUGGCCGUGAAUUGCCGCAAGCUGAAAACGCCAAAUAUCUAGGUAUAUUUAUGAUGGAAUUCGUGGACUUAAAGUCAAAACGAAUAAGCAAGGAGCAGAAACAAGUGCUGGUCCAGCAUAUGGAAGAGCAUAAAGAUUUCGCUCAUGACAGAUUUGUGUCAGAUCAUGGUGCGCGAAGUCUUAAUGAACAGUGGAGCUCUCUAGCUGCUAUUUUAAAUGCCGUUGGUGGAGCAGUUAAAGAUGCCAAUGGUUGGAAGAAGGCAUGGGUCAACAUGAAAUCCAAAAGCAAGAAGAAAGUACAGGACUAUAAACAUGCAAUGGGACUGACUGGAAAUGCGUCCGUUGGCAUUAAGGAUUUAACUGAUCUAGAUGAACGGAUUAUUGCAGUAAUGCAUCCAGUAGCGGUGCAAGGCACGGAAGAUGUCUGCGAGCCAGCAAUGCACUUUGAAAGUGACAUUUCAGGUUGUUAUGAUUUAGAGUGCCUUGACGAGGGAAAGGAACUUUCAAGCGGUUCAGGUCCAUCUGUUGGGGGUAACGAUGAGGGUUGUGUGCCUAUUCGACUUAUUCGUCCAGCCAAGCAACGAAAGUGA